AUGAAGCUCAGUGCUCUGGCUGAAGGCCGCUUUCCUGAGCUCCCCCAGUUCUCCCCUGAGGCAGACAUCCACAGCUACAUGGUGAGCUACAGCCGGUGUCCUGACGGCUCCAACUAUACCUCUGUAGAAGACCAUAUGGUCCCAUUGUGAUGCAGUAGUAUCCCCUAGUGUAAAUCUGUGAAGGUGUCCAGUAAUAUUAUUUCAGUGUGUUCCUAAUUUACUAUGUUAUUUUCACACGUGUAUUAUCAUUAUUAGCCCGGCACCUACAUCUUUCACAGACGUGCGUAUGAUGACGACAACCAUUUUAUACUAGUGUGUGUGACAGUAAAGGGGUGUGUGUGCAGAGCUCUGGAGGACUGGUGUUUAGGAGUCUGGACAGGGACAUGUUUGAUGCUGAGCCCAUGAGGGAGCUGAGUGGACGCAGGCCUCUGGUCUGUACUGAGUUCCAGGGACAGAGGGUCAUACUCAAGGUAACCCCUUUCUCACACACCUUUUAGGGUUGCGUCCCAAAUAGCACCCUAUUGUCUAUAUAGUGCACUACUUUUGACCAGGGGCCCAUAGACCUCUGGUCAAAAGUUGUGCACUAUAUAGGAAAUAGGGUGCCAUUUGGGAGGAAACCUGAAAGGUUAAGAAAACAACAUAGUGUAUAUGUGAAACUCUCUGUCAGGCCCAAAUGUGAGCCAACAUUUUGAAGCCAAAUGAAUGUUCUUUUUGGACAUGUUCCUGUAUUACUGCUCCUGUUUUAAAGACGUUUGAUCACAUUUAGUUCCGACUGAAAGAGACCCUGCUCUUUUGACGGAGGUUUAGUUGUUAUCCUUAUUGGUGGUUUGUGUCUGGUUUCCCUUUCAGGGUUACACUGUAAAUGAGGAGGCAGAGGCCAGAGUGCUGGAGAGAACCACCCAGUUUCACCGAACCAGGACGCAGAGGGAGAGUCAGCCUGACUCUGGAAUACUCCCUCUUCUGGCCCUGUUCUUUGGCAAGGUACUGCUCACUCAGCAUCUCUGUCUCGACCCAAUCACCUAAGUAAGCUUCAUAUACAGUGCAUUCGGAAAGUAUUCAGACCCCUUUACUUUUUCCACAUUUUGUUACGUUACAGCCUUAUUCUAAAAUGGAUUAAAUAAAUACAAAUCCUCAGCUAUUUACACACAAUACCCCAUAAUGACAAAGCAAAAAAAAGCAAAGUACAGAACAGAGCAAAGUGCAGAGAGAUCCUUGAUGGAAACCUGCUCCAGAGCGCUCAGGACCUCAGACUGGGGCGAAGGUUCACCUUCCAACAGGACAACAACCCUAAGCACACAGCCAAGACAACGCAGGAAUGGCUUCGGGACAAGUCUCUGAAUGUCCUUGAGUGACCCAGCCAGGGCCCGGACUUGAACCCGAUCAAACAUCUCUGGAGAGACCUGGAAAUAGCUGUGAAGCAACGCUCCCCAUCCAACCUGACAGAGCUUGAGAGGAUCUGCAGAGAAGAAUGGGAGAAACUCCCCAAAUACAGGUGUGCCAAGCUUGUAGCGUCAUACCCAAGAAGACUCGAGGCUGUAAUCGCUGCCAAAGGUUCUUCAACAAAGUACUGAGUAAAGGGUCUAAAUACUUAUGUAAAUGUAAUAUUUCAGUUCUUUAUUUUUAAUACAUUUGCAAAAAUGUCUAAACCUGUUUUUGCUUUGUCAUUAUGGGAUAUUUUGUGUAUAUUGAGGGUGGGGGAGGUGGAACUAUAGCUCUGUAUUGACAUGAUUGGUUGACGGUAGGUGGGGGCGGUACGUCCUGUAUAAACACAAACUCACUUCCUUGAUAACUUCCUUCACAAUAGCUCUGCUAAGCGCAAGAAUCAUGAAAGCCCUGAAGUCUGUGGAGGCUGCAUCACAGUAAAUGCUGUACGGCCACUUCAGAUGUCGGAUUGACCAUGCAGAGCCUUUUAAAGAGGUCUGUGUUCUCCAUUUGUCAUGAUGUAUGUUCUAGUACGAACGCUUCUCUUUCAGUCAGACCCUCUUGCCUAUGUGAUGGUGCCAUACUUCCCCAAUGGAAGUCUCUGGGCUGUUCAGGCUGCCAAACCCCUAACUGCCACAGUGAGUUUUCUCUGCUACCUUCUCCAUAUUUUACGAUGAGGUUUACAAAAUUCUGUUAACUUUCCCAAAAUUCCCAGGUUUCCAGAAAUCCCAGUUUGAAGAUUCCUGGACUUUCCUUCUGAUUCCUGGAAUCUUCUAACAGAGUUUUCUUGAAAAUCGGCCAAUUUUGGAACCCUAUUCACGUGCCCUUGUUUUGUGAUAGUAUAGCACAUUGACCUACUGUCCCGUCUCUCCCAUCAGGAGAGUGUGAAGGUGAUGAGAGGAGUGGCCAGGGGGCUCCAGGCCCUCCACGCUGCAGGCAUCACCCAUGCCUCCCUCAACCCCAACAACGUGUUCGUCCUCCACCGACACCAAGGCAUGGUGGGAGACUACGACUUCACAAAGACUCCUGUGAGUACCCUGUCCUCAACCCUAACUUACCACACACCGCUCUCGUCAAACAAAAAAAACAUUCUUCCCCCCUCCAUUUUAAAUACACUGUAUCUCAUGCACCUUGGUUUCUUUUACACCUGUCUGAAUGAUUGCCAUGUAUGGUUGUUUCAUGGUUUGAUGUUGAUUCCAGGUGCAGAGGGCAAUGGACAGUGGGAUGGUGACGGGCUCUAUCAGCCUGGUGGCCCCAGAGCUCCGCCAGGCCCAAGGCACACCUCCUACUCCUGCCUGUGACUUGUACUCCUACGGCUGCCUGCUGUUCUGGGUAGAACACCUUCAUGUUGCCCUCUCCGUAGAUCAGCCCAGGUCUCUGUAUAAAAUAAGAUGGAUGGUCAAGCAGCUUUGAGACAGAGUAGAAUACAGCAGGAAUGUAUGUGUUUUUAAGGGGUUUCGGGAGAAGCUCUUGACAUGUCAUACAGGAGAAAGAUUUUUCAAAAGUUAAAUGAUAACGUUGAAUAUUGAUCAGGAGAAACUCUAGGAGAUGUGAACAAUAGACUUAUUAACAAUAAGCUCCCAGUAAGCAGUUGGGUCCAUACCAUUAUUUUGUGGCAUCAAUAACGCUCUGUUUGCAGCUGCACGCCCAAGGGUUCAACUGUGAUCUGGAUAGUGGAAGAAGACUGGCCCUGGAUAUCAGCGGGGUGAAACUGGUUAGUAGCCCUGAUAGCCUUUUCAUGCUUUAAUACAUUUAGAAUGCAUUUUUAUUUUUGCUCCCAAACUGCAGGUCUACCAUGAGUAAUUAUGAGAAUAAUACAUGUCAUUUGUAACACGCUUUCCAUUGAAAGACAAUCACACAGUGUUAAAAUGAUGUUGUCCUCUUUGCCAGGAGGCCAAACUCCAGGCCCUGCUGUCUAAGCUGCUGGUGUGUGUUGGAAGACUGACUGCUGCUGAGACCCUGGCUGAUGACUACUUCCUGUCUGACCAGUAA
Molecule: messenger RNA, 3414 nt
Organism: Coregonus sp. 'balchen'
Lineage: Eukaryota; Metazoa; Chordata; Actinopteri; Salmoniformes; Salmonidae
Source: the annotation of a GenBank genome assembly